Molecule: messenger RNA, 861 nt
Organism: Gossypium raimondii (Peruvian cotton)
Lineage: Eukaryota; Viridiplantae; Streptophyta; Magnoliopsida; Malvales; Malvaceae
Exons: 2
Coding region: 1-861 (286 amino acids)
Molecular function (GO): nucleic acid binding; RNA-DNA hybrid ribonuclease activity
Source: RefSeq, a predicted model, not a curated record
AUGAUAGACUCAACUGCUUUGAAUGGGAGGAUGGCCAGAUGGCAUAUCUUACUUUAUGAAUUUGAUAUAGUCUAUGUCAGUCAAAAGGCUGUGAAAGGGGGUGCAAUAGCUGACUUUCUGGCUAGUAGGGCUUUGGAGGAUUACGAGCCAUUGAGUUUUGAUUUCCCAAAUGAAGACUUGAUGUAUGUAGCAGCUGCUGAAGAAAAUUCCCAAGAGGGUCACAAUUGGAACCUAAACUUUGAUGGAGCCUCAAACGCUGUUGAAUAUGAAGCGUGCAUCAUGGGCAUUCGUGCAGCUAUAGAGCGGAAAAUCAAAGUACUGGAGGUCUAUGGAGACUCGGCAUUGGUGAUAUACCAACUUAAGGGAGAAUGGGAAACGAGAGAUCCCAAAUUAAUUAGUUAUCGAAAGUUGGUCCUUGAAUUGAUGAAAGAGUUUGAAGACAUUACUUUCUAUUAUCUCCCACGAGACGAGAACCAGAUGGCUGACGCAUUAGCUACUCUAGCUUCCAUGAUCAAAGUAAACCGACAAGAGGACAUGAAGCCUAUCCAGAUGAGCAUCUAUGAAAGCCCGACCCAUUGUUAUAAUAUCGAAGAGGGAGAAAUGGAUGAUAGUCCUUGGUAUCAAGAUAUAUUACAAUAUGUAAAGAAUCAUGAGUAUCAUGACCAGGCAACUGAGAAUGAUAAGAGGACUCUGAGAAGACUAGUCAUUGAUUACAUCUUAGAUGGGGAGAUCUUAUAUAAGAGAGGAAAUGAUCAGGUACUAUUAAGAUGUGUAGACGCCGUGGAAGCUAAUAAAAUAUUGGAGAAGGUCUAUGAGGGUAUUUGCGGAACGCAUACUAUUGGGCUUAUGAUGGCUAGAUAG